AACCAUUCAAUCCAAAGCGCCGAUUCGCCUCGAAGUCGCCAAGUUUUGGUGUCAUGGUGUUUACGCGAUUUACUUCGAUUCUCGGCGUGAAUUGCUCGGGCUCGCAGUCUAAAAACAUUUCAUAAGUGUCGUGCAAGCGGUGAGCAGCGUGUGAGAAUGUUUUUGGUCGCGCGGGCGUGUCGUAAAAGUGUAAUUUAAGUGAAUCGAAAGUUGUGUUCCGUCAGUUGGUUCGGGGUCGAGUUGAAACGCAAAGGAAAGCUGGAAAAAUGGCGUCCGGCAGCGAAGCCUCCUGUGCGAACGAUCCGAAUUUCGCGAUUGUCUGCUCGUUCUUCGAGAAGUUCUCGUCAAUGCUCAACAUUCAGCAGCCGGACAUUCAGUUGCUGCAGGAAUGGCUGGAAAAUACGGAUGAAGUUGCCCCCGGUCUUCGGGAUCUACACGUCAAACUUCUCCGGAAGAUGCGAAAAACAGUGCAUGAAACCGCAUGGGAGUCUGCCUUGGUAAAGUUCUGCUAUUCAUAUUCAGCACAGGACGCUUGGGAGAUCGAACGUUUUGGUUACAAGAAAUCAAGUCUUAAAGUUAAACUUCGAAUCCUGACGGCCAUCCUUGAAUAUCAGUUCCAGUUGAAUGGCAAAUUCCGUAACAAAUUUUCAAAUUUGAGUGCCGAAGAACUACGUUCUGAACCCAUAGGACGCGACAGACUGGGCCAUUCGUAUUGGCUUACGCAAGAUCCAUCGUGUAAUUUUCGAAUCUACCAGGAGCACUUGGAUGAAGAGAUUUGGCAAGUUGUUGCCUCGAAUCGUUCAGAAAUGGAAACAUUGAUCAGUCGCCUGAAGGGGAACGAAGUUGUUCUUCCGUCUCUGAUCGGUGUCAUUGACGAGGACAGCAGUAGUAAUAGUUGCGGAAAUGCGGUUAUUAAGCCUCCGCCACCUGAAGAGCAAGAUGACAGUCAAUCAUCGUCGAAUUGUAGCAAUAUGAAAGCAAAAGUUCCCAAUAUAAAAAUUAAGUUAGAAACUAGUGUAACAGAAAAGAAUGGUGAAGUACAGAAUGGAAGCAGCAAAGAGACAAAGGAGGAAGACACAGAAGAGGAUGCCGAGGAAGAGAACUCUGACGAAGGGGAGGAAGAAGAAGGUGAAGAGGAAGAGGAGGAAGAAGAUGACGAUGAUGAGGAUGAGGAGGAUGAAGAGGAAGAGAAGCUUCCAGAAACGAAUGGAAAAACACUUCCUGUGGAUGAAGUGAAAAAUGAUAAGCCUGUGGAAGCAGUGAAUGGUACUUCCAAGGUCGAGGUACAAGUCAAUGGGAAGAAAUCCAACGCGCGGAAGAUCAAGCCUCUCGUAAUUAGUCAAUCAAAAAUAUCAGGAAACGAGGAAAAAUCGAAUGGCAAGAAACGUACAUUGGAGAACGCAAAUGGAGAUCCUGAGACUGACGAACCUUCUUUGAAAAAGACCCGACCAACCCUGUUGGAUGAUCGGCAUGGUAAAAAAAGUAAAUACGAAAAAUCGAGCGAGGAGGACGAAGAAGAGGAUGACGACGAAGAGAGUGAAGAAGAGGAGGACGAUGAAGAUGACGGCGAUGGUGGGAGUAAAGAGAAUGAGGCUGACGAUGAUGAAGCUGCGAAUGACGAUGAUGCAGACGCUGAAGAGGAAGAGGCAGAGGAAGAAGAGGAGGCAGAAGAUGACGCCGAGGAUAAUGAAGUAGGAGAAGCAAUCGAAGAGAAGGUACUUAUCGUAAAAGGCGAAGGAAGCGGCAAGGAAUGUGAGUCAUCUUCAACGUUUUUUCUGCGUGACAUAUACUUAGGCUGUGAGGAAAACGACGAGCCAGUCGGGGAAGCAAUAGAGGAAGACGUCAUGUAUUUUUAUGGCGAAGGCAAUGGGAAAGAAUGUGCGGUAGGGAAUUCGCAUGAAGAGAGCAAUAAAAGCGGUUCUGUCCUCUUAGAACGAAGCGUUGAAAUCCAACCAAAGGUAAAAAGUAUUGACCCAAAAGCAACUGUUGUGGCAGACGAGAACAAGAACAAUGAGAGCAAAAGUUGUGCGAUCAAUGGUGAGGUGAGCAUCGAGAAAGAUAGUUCAAAAAAUGUUAACGAUUUGAAUGCGGAUGUAAAGUCAGACGAGGGACUUAAGGAGGAUGGUUUAGAGAUUCAGAAGAAGGAAUUAUCGGAGGAUGAUUCGAAAGAGUGUGCGCUGGAAACGAAUUUAAAUUCUAAAAAUGAAAUUCAAGACACUGCGGAAGAAAAAACGGAGAGUAAAGAUGGCGAAGAAACAGAUGUGCCUGGAAAUGAUACAAAUUCAGAAAAGAUUAGCGAAGAAACUUCGGCAAAAGUUAUAAGCGAGGAAAACACCGAAAAACAACCGGAAACACCUCAAGCAGAAGAAUUAGACCCAGAAGUAAAAGCCGGGGAGGUUUGCAAAUUGUCGGAGGAUAAACCACAGACUGAGAAUGAAGUUCAAGAUGAUUCUAGUAAUGCAGAAUUCAUUACAGCCGAGAAGCUGGAAAGUGUAGGAACUCCGAAAUCGGUGCAAGAACCAACUAAACUUGAAAAAUCGAUGAGUAAUGACAAGAAUUGUGAUACAGCCGCGAAUACAGAAGAGUCUGUUGUUGCUCCAGAGGUUGCCGCGACAAAUUCACGAAAGCGCAGACUAAGUGAGGAGAAAAUUCGCAGUUGUUCAGAAAGCGAAUCGGAUUUGAAUUCGGACAGUGCGGCCCCACCGACUGAAGAAGAUGAGGAUGUCGGUGGCAAACGCCCCAAGAUGCGUUUGAAAGCAGUUAAUAGUGAAGCGCGAAAGAAAAUCGAAAGAACAAGAAAAUCGAAUGAAAGGCAUGAAAGUACCAGCGAAGAAGAGAAUCCUCGCCAGGAUAAUAAUAACGUUGCCAACGGCAGUGCAGAUGAGGUGGACCCCUUGCAAAUAUCCGACGGUGAUGUGCUGGCCGCUGGUGGAGUUGAAAUUGGACCGACAAAGGUCCCUACGCCGGUCUUGAUUCAGACGAGAACAACAAGGCAUACAGCGGCGGGUACUCCUAUCAAGGUGGCGGCUACUAGAGGUCGGGGCAGAAAGCCUGGAAGGAAGCCUAGGAAUUCGAGGAUCCCGGAAAUUCCUUCGUUAGAGCCAGAGCCGCCGAUCGACGAAGCAAUAAAGGAUGAGGAUGCCCCUGCGUUAGAUAAGAUGCCCAAAUUGGAGCCUGAAGCAAACGGAUCAAAACCGGGUUUGAAAGGGACCCCAGGACAACGUAAACCGCGGGGGCAAAAACGAGACAUUGAUGCCAGCAACAUAAUUGAUUCUCAAGCCGACACGCCUGUGCGUCAGUCGCGACGAAUUGCUCAGUUGAAAAUUCGUGAGGAAGCCGAACGAAGGAAACUUGAAGAAGAGGCGCUUAAAAAGAUGAAAGCGGAAUUUAAGAAGAAGAAAAAGGAGGAGAAAUCCUCAAAGGGAAUUCCAGCCCCGACGGAAUCUUCUGAGGACACAGAAGAGUAUAAUAGUGAGGCGGAGGCCGGCAAAAAGUAUGCGUCGAAUAAGAAAAAGACUGGUCGCGUUUGGAAGAAAGACAGAUGGAGUUCGGGACCUGACGAGCCGGAAGAUGAGGAUGAAUAUGAUUUGCCUCACGAUAGAUAUUCGGAACAAGGUUCGCCAUUAUUCAAAUCAGAUCAUGAAUUUUCACCAGAAUCAGACAUUGAAGAUGAAUCUCAAGCGGUGCCUUUGAAACGUGCCCGAACAGCCCGCAAGGAGGGGGCUGAAAGUGAUGGCGAAAAUCUUGAUGAGUCUUGUCAAAAGUGUGGAAAGAAAGAUCAUCCAGAGUGGAUUUUGCUUUGCGAUAAAUGCGACAAGGGUUAUCACUGCUCGUGUUUGAGUCCGGUGUUGUUUAUAAUCCCUGAGGGCGAUUGGUUUUGCCCGCCUUGUCAGCAGGAGCAACUUAUAGUUGCCCUCGAACGACAAAUGUUGGAGUUAGAUAACAUGGUAGAGAAGAAACGUGUCAGAGAGGAGGAAGCCAAAAGAUUAGAAAUUGAACAAAAGCAAAAGGAAGAAGAGGAGCAAGCAAAGGUGCAGCAGAAUGUCGAGGCGGAGAAGGAAGAAAUUUCGAAGGCGAAGAAAAGUAGGGCAGAACGAGCGAAGAGACGUCGUAACCCGAAAGCAAGGAAACGUUUUGUUGUGGACGACGACGAAGAUGAGGAGAGCGACGCGAGUGAUUCGGAUGAUGAAUCGUCAGCAUCGGAAAGUUCCUCGAAUGAGUCUGAAAGCGGAUCUAAAAGCAAUACAAAGUCAUCUGAUAGUGAAGAUGAUGAACCGAUUUACAAGCUGCGUAAGCGCCGCCAAGUGAACGUCAGUUAUCGUCUCAACGAAUACGAAGAUCUCAUAAACUCGGCAAUAAAGGAGGAAAUGGAUGAAGUUGCUGGAGCUGGAAACUUGGGGCGAGGCAAGGACAUCUCUACCAUAAUUGAAGCAGAUAAGGAGGAGAAAUUACGGCAGCGGCAAUUGAACGCAGUGAAGCCAGUUGAAGAGACUGUCGUGGCGAAAGUUGAAACGAAAGAAGAAUCUGUGAGCGGAAAGCAGAUCCAUGAGGAUGUUAAGAAAGAGGAGAUCAAAGAGGAAGAAGAAGAAAAGGUUAUUGCGCCGGUAAAGUCCAAGUCCCGGUCGCUAGCCAAAAAUCUACGUAAGAAGGGUCGCAAACUCAAUAAUCUAGAUAUCAGUUCAGAUGAUGAUGGUUCGGAUGAAGAUUUCAAGACCAGUUCUUAUGAGACCGAAGAAGAUGAGUCCAUCUCGGAGUCAACGGAAAGCGAUAGUAGUUUGGAAGUAUACCGAAAACGGGGCAAGAAGACUAAAAAGAAAGGAAAAAAGGAUAGAAAUCGGCGGCCUCAAAGACGAGCAGCUCGUGAGCGUCGCCGAUUGGAUGAUUUCAUCGUGGAGGAUUCCGAUGUGUCAGACGAGCCGCCAAAACGACGAAAAGGAAAACGGAAGCACAAUUGGGAGCUACAAGACACCGAAUCAGAGGAAGAUUUGUCGGAACAAAUUGACAGUGAAGAGUUAUGCGAUGAUACGACUGAUAGCGAAGACAGCGAUGGUUGUUGGCGGCCAAGUAAGCGUCGUAAGACAAAAUCGAAGGCGGCGAAAGGUAAAUCAAGUGGCGGGCUUGGCGCACGCGGAGGCAAACAGCCUCGGAAGUUCAACAAGAAGGAUCCAGGUGAGCGAUCAUUCAAGUCAAAGGCAAAGUCUAAAGCUAGACGUGACAGUGAUGAUAGCAGCGAAGAUGUUCCUAGAACGCGUGGCAAGCGCUUUACAUAUCUCGACUCGUUCGACGAAGAAAGUUCAGAUGAUGGAAUCAAGCCCGGCGUCAAGCGUCCCGAUACCCCACCCGAAGAGCGCGAAAAGUUCAUUCGAAAACAGGAGGAAAUCAAAAGAAUGUUGGCCGAGAAAAACACUGAAGCGGCGAAAGCAGCUGCAACACCUACCCUGGCUCCUGUGGACUCGUUGUCAACGGUACCCUUAUCGGUAAUUAAGGGAGCCAAAGCUCUGGAUAUUGACUAUUUGCAACGCAAAGGUGAGCUAAACAGCGAAGAUGGUGAUACAGAUUUUGAUGAAGAUCUCCCAGAUGAUUUUGAUCCUGAGGCAAUGGAUGAGGAGGAAAUAGCUAAAAUGAUGGAGGAAGAGGAUUUCGCGCAACAGCAACUCAAAAUUGCUGGUGAUGUUAUUCGCCAGAAGAAAAAAGACAGUGACACAAUCGAACCGAAAAUACACUUGGCUUCUGCUAUUCCCAUUGGCCGAGAGCCGCCUGCAUCACAACUUCAAGAACCACCCCGAAAACGCUUGCCCAUGCCAACAAUUCAUCCACCGUUGGGAAAUGCUCCCAGGUUCCUUCCGCCCGGCGCACGUCUUUCAUACGAGCCUCCAGUCCGACAGCAUUUACCUCCCACUGUUCCACUCUCUAUGCAGUCAGUCAUCCAACAGCGCUCGGGGGGAUCCGGGAUUGGUGGAAUGUCUCCAGCUCCCCCACUCCCGCUCACUAACCCAAAUACAUCGGUUCCGAUGCUUCCUGGAAUAGCGCAAAAUCAAAACGCUGGAAAUGAACCAUUCAAACCGCGCGGAAGACGGAAAAAGAUUACACCCCUACGUGAUACUCUCCAGAAGCAACAAGCCGCAGCUGCUGCGGCCGCGGCGGCAGCUGCAAGUUCCUCUAUUCCAACACCAGUUUCUGGUUCCGCCUCUAGUACGCCAACAACCAAAGAAAUUACUCCGGUAAUAUCUUCGGAAAAACCUGCCGCAGUAGGUCCUACGCGAUUAUCUGUGGCACAACCGCCUCAGCUUUACACGCCACCAGUCAACACACAGCCUUCAGUAAUCACCAGAAUGCCACAGCAACAACCACAGGUGCCGCGGGUUCCGCCUCCCGUACUUGCACAGCAACAACCGCUUAGGCCACCAAGGCCACCUUUCCCUGAACAAAAUUCUCGAUUCUACCCACCCCCUAAUCAGAUUCCACCACAUCGUAUGUCACUCAUACGUCACGGUGCUCCCAUGCCGCAACAUCAUACUUUGGGUCCGUCAUUUGCUGGUGGGCCGCCUCCAUUGCGACCGGCUAGUCCUAGAAUUCCUGCAUCUGUUGCAGGUGGAGUGAAUCGGCCGCCAGCUCCGCGUCCAAUGGCGACGUUCGCUCCCAAUGAAUAUCCUCCGGCAAGAGUCCCGCCUCAUAAUAAUUCUCCGCAUGCCUAUAGGCCUCCACUGUAUGGAACUCCAGGAUAUCCUCCUGCCCCGCCUCAGCAACCACAAACUGCAAUGCAUCCCGCCGCUCCCGAUUAUCCUGCCGUGCCAACAACUUAUGGUCCUACACCUGCCUACGGUGGGCCCUACUAUCCACCUCCGCCAAAUAUCGGUCCGACGCAUUCAACGCCGCCGCCACCUUCAGCGUCUGUGGUCCCAGUAAGUGCAGCUUUAAGUCCAUCAUCAUUACCCGUGACGGCUGCAGCUCCUGCACCACCUGCCCCGGUUACAAGUGUUGCACCUGCUCCAACACCACCUCUGUCGACAGCAGCCCCAGUUACUCCUACCACAGAAACGACAAUAGUGGCACAGUCGCAGCCACAAAGGCCAAAGGCUUCAGUUCUCGAGACAUUUGAUUCCAAAUCGAGAUCACCCAUUUUAGAGCCGGAAGCGAUCCAUAGUCCGUAUUUGAAUUCGGCUGCCCCUGAUGAUAACGACGAGGAGAACGGUGUGUCAAAUCCGCCUGCUGAAACGACGAGCGAGUUCAGCGGUCUGGUCAGUUACUUUAGCUCUCAACACGAUGAUCUUAAUUCAUAACGAAAGAAAUCUGUAAAUUAUGUAUUAAAUUCUUAUUCAAUAAGUUUGUUGUUGUAAGAAGGAGACACGGUUCAUCUGUCCGACUGUUAUUGGCGCGAAAUACUUGACUGGUUAUAUCACUUUAGACUGGUUGCAGAGACUCUGGUCGGUUAGGGCCGCAAAGUUAUCCAAAUCACAUAUACAAGAGGAACUCAGAGAAUCCUCUCAUAAACUUAUCGAAUAUAGACUUUAGAAAUACCAUAGCGAAGUUGCAAGCAGUUUCCGAUCAUAAUAAGUGAAACAAUUCUGAGUACUUUAGCUGACGCUUUGAUUUAGGGGGAGAAGACGAGGAAUCCUUUCGGACGGUUCGCUCCAAAAAGGCGUGGAUUCACUCCUCCACCAGCAGCAUCCAGAUUGCAUGGCUCGUUCAGCAGCAGAUGCAAUACAAAGCGGUGUCGAUUAGGGUAGCAAACACAUAAUUCCUCACACUUAUAAACAAAAAAAUCACAAUGACUCCACGACUAGCGAAGAGAAUCAAAAAGAAUCACGACUAUCUACCGUUAUGUUGAUUGUACAUAAAUGAAAGCUUAAAUACUGAAUCAAACUAAGAAACUCUGGUUGAAGAUGGUCCUGAUUGGAAGAAGAUUGAAUACAUGAUUAAAUGAUGUUAAUUAAGAGCGAGUACUGCAGUUUCUAUUUAGUGAAACGUCGUGACAACAAUUAUAUUUUAUAUAUUUUUUUUUUAUUGCAUACACAUCCCACACGAGAACACAUUUCUAUGAUAGGCUAUUUAUUUUGUUAACAGUUAUCUGCACUUUUCGUUAAGAUAUUUCCACACAUUUAGCAUAGAACUGACAAUUCAAAAUGAUGAAAUUGUACAUCCAAAGUGAAACAUUUUCAAUUCUCCCCAUCUUCUGUUGGAAAAACACAAAAUGAACGGAUAAUAUCUCUAGGAUAUUAUCGCAUGAGAAUCAUCACUACAUAUUACUCUUUAAGGUGGUCACAGAAGCCGUAGAUGAGCAAAAAGGGGUAGUACAUCUAAAAUAAUUAUUAUUAGACUUAAAACAACAGAUAUUUAUGUAAUUUUGUCUAUACGAAACUAUUAGAAAAAAAGAAAUCAAUAUAAAAUGCAGAUAGAGAGAAAGAGAAGGUGAAAAAUAUAAUGAGUAUAAAUGUACAUUGUUUAUAACAAAAGUAAUAAUAAUAACAAAAUAUUAUCCUAA
This is a messenger RNA of Hermetia illucens (black soldier fly), 8482 nucleotides long. RefSeq names its product remodeling and spacing factor 1. Gene Ontology annotation, cellular component: RSF complex. Bases 267 to 7280 code for a protein of 2337 amino acids. The transcript is spliced from 8 exons. The record is from RefSeq and is a predicted model, not a curated record. Gene Ontology annotation, biological process: regulation of DNA-templated transcription. NCBI's taxonomy places the organism in Eukaryota, Metazoa, Arthropoda, Insecta, Diptera, Stratiomyidae.